Messenger RNA from Hyaloperonospora brassicae, 2028 nucleotides. NCBI's taxonomy places the organism in Eukaryota, Oomycota, Peronosporomycetes, Peronosporales, Peronosporaceae. The record is from the annotation of a GenBank genome assembly.
AUGAAAGGCGCGACGCCGUUCCCUGCGGUCCACGUGACGCCGGCCGAAGCGCAUUCCUACCGCUGUCAAGUGCGCCAACUGCUCGACGAGACGCUGCGCGACUUUGACGCGCACGUCACUGCGCGCGCGAGCGGCCGCAGUCUGCUGCUGGACAAGUGGCAGUGGAAACGCCUCAAGUCGCUCGAAGGGCUCUGCAGCUAUCAGGAGCGCCACCCGACGCACCCGCAGCUCACAGAGGCACUCGCCAGCCGCCGGUCGUCGUCGUCGCUGUCUCAGUCGUCGCUCGGGUCGCUGUCGAGCUACGCGUCGGCCGCGGAGCACUUUGGGCCGCCGUCAGUGCCGACGAACGCUGUGGCGAUGGCGGCGUUCACUCCUGAGCUGACGCCGUCCGCGUCGUCGUCUUCGGCAGCGGUUCCGGGCGCGUCGUCGGUCGCGUCCGUCGCGGUCGAAGGGCAGCUCCCCGGGCCGCUGGACGACGUCAUGUACGGCCUCGCGGCGUCCGACACGGCCGCGCUGCACCUGCGCGAGAGCUACAUGCCGGACCCGGCGCUGCUCGACGCGGCGGUGCUCUGCAGCAUCGACCGCCCGAGCGCGACAACGCCGUUCCAGUGCCUCGGGAUCCACUGGCUCGUGCGCGGGGCGGCGGCGCGCAGCAAAGCGGGCGCUCGACGGCCGCGCGACUUCGUGGUCGUCGUCGCGUCCGGCGUCGUGCGCCACCGCGUGCCGGGCCGCGCGCACGCGCAAGCGGUCGGCUACGCGCUGCGGCAGUCGAUUGAGCGGUCCGAGUGCGGGACGCUCGAGGCCCGCGGCCUCACGCGCGGGUGGCUCUCGUCGUGCGCGCUGUUCACGGCCGGCGACGGGCGGUCGUCCAGCGGCCCGUACGUCGACGUCUUUGCGCGCGCCUUUGCGGACUUCAAGGGCAGCAUGCAGGACCACCAGGCAGCGUCGAAGCUGCACACGUACGUGCUCGCGGGCCUCGUGGACGCGGCGGCGUGCGGCCAGAGCAAGAAACUCGGGCGGCUGCUGGCGGCUCGAGACACGACGGCCGCUUUCGGAGCCGACCGGCCGACCGGCCGCUGUGCGAUCUGCGACCGCAAGUUCGGCGUUUUGAGCCCCGCGCUGUCGUGCGACCUCUGCCGGACGCCCGUGUGCUCGCGGUGCCGCGUGGCGCGGGACCUCAGCCUCGUCAAGCGGUCCGACGCGGCUGCCGACAGCAGCAAUCGCAAUAGCAGUAGCAGAAGGAAGCGGCGGUCGGCCGACCACGCGCCAAGUGGGUGGCUGGAGAAGCGCUCUGUGACGCUGUGCAAGAACUGUAAGGUGAACGCGAGCCACGCGGACGCGCGCGUCGUGGCCCGGCAGGAGGCGGCCGCGUGCGACGAAGAAGAGGCGGUCGACGACGACGACGAAGCCGACGCGUCGGUGGCGUGGACCCCCGGCCGCCGAUGGGACGCGUUCGGUCGGUCCAAGUCGGACGACAGCGUCACGGGCGACAGGUGGUCCGACUCGGACGAGCGCCGACAGAGCCGCUGCUCGGCGUACGAGGCGACCGCUUCCGUGCGCGGGAGCUACGACGACCGGCCGAUGUUCGAAGAGCGGACGAAGACGUCCGCGGACCUCAGGCGGUCGGACAGCGGCAAGUCGUUUGCCUCGACGCUGCCCGUGGCGGACGAUCAGGACCGCGAGGAGGCGGCCAGUCAUCGGGAGCUGGCGCGACUCGCGGGCGCGUCUCGCCCGCCGCCGCCACCGCCGCCGCCGCAUCUGUAUCUGCAGCAGCAGCAGUUGUGUUACCAGCCGCGAUACGGCGGCGAAGCGCCCGAGCUGAGCUGCACGUCCUUUUCACGUCAGUGUCGGUCGCAACUGUCGUCUUCGGGGACCGCGCCGGCCGACCUCAUGCGGCGGAUGCAGGAGCUGCAGAUGAACGCCGAGUCGGUCUAUCAGUUUACGAGCAAAAUGAACGCGAGCACGCGGUUUCGCCACGAGCCGCUGGUCGACCGACGCUCGAUUUUGUCCAUCUCGGAGCUCGAUUAA